Erigeron canadensis is the source of this 1493-nucleotide messenger RNA. RefSeq names its product ferroptosis suppressor protein 1-like. The record is from RefSeq and is a predicted model, not a curated record. The transcript is spliced from 4 exons. Gene Ontology annotation, cellular component: cytoplasm. The coding region runs from base 205 to 1311 and encodes 368 amino acids. Lineage: Eukaryota; Viridiplantae; Streptophyta; Magnoliopsida; Asterales; Asteraceae. Gene Ontology annotation, molecular function: flavin adenine dinucleotide binding; electron-transferring-flavoprotein dehydrogenase activity.
UUGGGCACAACAUAAUUUCGUUGAACAUGACAAGGUCAGAUAAGAGAGGGUUUGACGAUGACGGACAAAGGGAGACCAAGUCAACCCCAAAAUGAGGAAGAAUCUUUGCAACAUGUCCUCCUCCAUUUGUAUAUAUAUAUAAUAUAUAUACAUAUAGGAUUGAUGGAAAGCAUAAACAUUUGACAUUGAUUAUUGUGAUUGGUGAUGGAGAAGGAAGUGGGUAUGCAGGAUGGAAGAGGGAAAAGAGUGGUUGUCAUUGGUGGCGGAAUUGCCGGCUCUUUGAUUGCUAAAACCCUUCAAUUCCAUUCCAAUCUUACUUUAAUCGAUCCGAAGGAAUAUUUAGAGAUUCCAUGGGCAAGCUUAAGAGGUAUGGUGGAACCGACUUUUGCAGAAAGGUCAUUAAUCCAACAUAAACACUACCUAACGGGCUCCCGUACCAUUGUGUCCCAUGCUGUCGACAUAAGGGACUGUGAAGUCCUUACUUCCGAGGGUCGGUUGGUCCCCUAUGACUAUCUUGUUAUUGCUACUGGUCAUGGAGAUCUAGUACCAAAAACUAGAGCUGAGAGACUUAAACAAUACCUAGCAGAAAACGAAAAAAUUAAAGCAGCUGAAUCAGUUUUAAUCAUUGGAGGUGGACCUACUGGAGUAGAACUCGCAGGAGAAAUUGCAGUUGAUUUUCCGGAAAAGAAGGUAACUUUAGUGCAUAAAGGAUACCGGUUGCUGGAAUUUCUUGGACCAAAAGCGUCUAAGAAGACGCUAGAUUGGCUAAUAUCAAGGCAUGUUGAAGUAAAACUGGAGCAAACUGUAAAUUUGGAGGAUAUCGAAGAUGGGAGCAAACUCUAUAAAACUUCAGCCGGUGAAACUAUCAAAGCAGAUUGCCAUUUCUUGUGCACAGGGAAGCCAUUAGCCUCGUCAUGGCUUAAGGGUACUAUUCUUAGGGAUAGCUUGGAUGAUAAUAGGAGUUUGAUUGUUGAUGAAAAUUUGAGAGUAAAGGGGCGCAAAAAUAUCUUUGCCAUUGGAGAUAUUACGAACAUCAAGGAAAUAAAGCAAGGUUAUUUUGCUAAAAAGCAUGCAUCAGUUGCAGCCAAAAACUUAAAACUGUUGUUGGGUGGAGGGGAUGAAAGCAAGAUGUCAACAUACAAGUUGAGUUCAUCUAAAGUAAUUGUUUCACUGGGAAGACAUGAUGCAGUUGCUCAGUUACCUCUUACUACAAUGAUCGGACUAAUCCCUGGCUUAAUUAAAUCCAAAGACCUAUUUGUUGGGAAAACAAGAAAAGAAUUGGAUGUUGAUUCUCAUGUCGUUCGCAAAUGAAGAUUCUGUCAGCUAAUUUAUUUUGUUUGUCUAUGAAGAUGAAAUGGUUGGAGAUUGUACACCACCUAUUUUUUUUGUGUAAUUAUUAAUCACUGGAUUUGCAAUAUUGUAUAUGAAUACGAUGAUAUCAAUAUUUUAUUUUAUUGUAAUUGGCGGCUCAAUGAAAUUUCAACAUUUUCAUU